Messenger RNA from Lachancea lanzarotensis, 153 nucleotides. It is a transcript of the gene MCO6, whose product is annotated as LALA0S11e05380g1_1. Gene Ontology annotation, biological process: outer mitochondrial membrane organization. The record is from RefSeq and is a predicted model, not a curated record. The transcript has a single exon. The coding region runs from base 1 to 153 and encodes 50 amino acids. NCBI's taxonomy places the organism in Eukaryota, Fungi, Ascomycota, Saccharomycetes, Saccharomycetales, Saccharomycetaceae.
AUGGUUUUCUUUCUUACACACAUCCGUGGGAUAUUUGCUCGCUCUCAUUCGCGAAGUCAGGAAAUUCUACUCUCCAGACAGGCCUUUUUCAGAUUAUUGGGAUAUUUGGCAAGUUGUGUGGUCUUUUCGUUGGCAGCUCAGGGACACGUUUGA